AUGACGCCGUCCUCAAUCUUACUCGGCCUGCUGGCUCUGGCCGUCUCGAGCGUCCACGGCACAGCGCUGACAUACAAACUGGCCGCCAACGAGAAAGCCUGCUUCUUCACGGAUGUCCAACGACAAGGGGCCAAGGUCGCGUUCUAUUUCGCUGUCCAAUCUGGCGGCUCCUUCGACAUUGACUACGAGGUUGUCGGACCGAAUGACAAGAAGAUCAUGGCGGGAGAAAAAGAGAGGCAGGGAGACUUUGUCUUCACAGCACAGACAGCUGGCGAGUACCGCUUUUGCUUCAACAAUGAGAUGUCGACGUUUGCGGACAAGAUGGUCGACUUCGAGGUUGCGGUCGAAGACGAAUCCAAAUCCGCCCUCCUGCCACAGAAGGCUGGCUCGUCCCCGGAGCAAUACUCCGCGCUCGAGGAUGUGAUAUUCAAGGUUACAGGGCAACUGAGUACAGUCAUUCGCAUGCUGAAAUACUUCCGCACCCGCGAGAAUCGCAACUUCAGUACGGUCAGGAGUACGGAGCAGAGGAUAUUCAACUUCAGUUUGAUUGAGGUGCUUAUGAUGGUUGCUAUGGCCGGCCUGCAGGUUGCGGUUGUGCGGUUCUUCUUCACGGGGUCCAGGAAAAGCUAUGUAUAG
This is a messenger RNA of Cladophialophora carrionii CBS 160.54, 636 nucleotides long. RefSeq lists its product as uncharacterized. The coding region runs from base 1 to 636 and encodes 211 amino acids. Lineage: Eukaryota; Fungi; Ascomycota; Eurotiomycetes; Chaetothyriales; Herpotrichiellaceae. The transcript has 4 exons. The record is from RefSeq and is a predicted model, not a curated record. Gene Ontology annotation, biological process: protein retention in ER lumen; Golgi organization; endoplasmic reticulum to Golgi vesicle-mediated transport. Gene Ontology annotation, cellular component: COPII-coated ER to Golgi transport vesicle; endoplasmic reticulum; Golgi apparatus.